AUGGACAAGAUUCCUCGAGACGGUGGCACAGAUGGGAUGGUUGAUCACCUUGAUGGUGCGAGGGAGAGCUGGAUGAACUCGGAAGGCGGCGUGGAUGGAUACAACUUUGUAUUGGCCUCGAGAUACGAUGGGACCACCCCGGAUGCAAACGAUACCGCCGUUUCUGCCGCACCUGGCAGCGGUAAUGCUCGCAAGCCUCGAAAGCUCGCGAUGACAGCUGCAGAGCGCCAGCGCAAGAGACGAGCUAUACAGUACCGUCGCGAGCGUUACGAAGAAGGCAACCCAGUCCAGAUUCGCGAGCGGGUUGACCCUCUUGCUGGUCUGUGUGUGUAUGUCGCCCGCGACUGGCGCGGUUCGUCACAGGGUCUACGCGAUCCGCGCAUCGCUGAAGAUGGGCACAAGCAGUGUCGCGACCUCUGGCGCCGUCUGAUGCGGGCUCUCAAGGACCGCGACAAGGCCUCAUAUACCUUCAACGAGUUUUUGUUCCGUGCAAUCGGUGCGUACGAGGCCUUCCAAAAGGAUCCUGGCGACCUCUCUCGUACGGAGCACAAACGGGUGCGCUAUUCCCUUCGGCGAACAAUAGCCGGGAUCUGUGAGGAAAGAGACCUUUACAUCGCCGGUGAGGUUAAGGCGGCACUUUAUCGCGAGACGAGGCACAGUAUAUUGCGCGACGGUGCAGCCUUAAUCGACCGUGAUUUGCCGACUAUGCUCUCGGUGCCUUGGAUCGACGAGUAG
Peniophora sp. CBMAI 1063 is the source of this 735-nucleotide messenger RNA. The record is from the annotation of a GenBank genome assembly. Lineage: Eukaryota; Fungi; Basidiomycota; Agaricomycetes; Russulales; Peniophoraceae.